Molecule: messenger RNA, 4250 nt
Organism: Harpia harpyja (harpy eagle)
Lineage: Eukaryota; Metazoa; Chordata; Aves; Accipitriformes; Accipitridae
Gene: CCDC85A
Product: coiled-coil domain containing 85A
Exons: 3
Coding region: 698-1870 (390 amino acids)
Source: RefSeq, a predicted model, not a curated record
CCCCGCUCCUCCCGCUGCGGCGGAGCCGGGCCGCCCGUCCCGCAUCCCGGCCCGACCCAGCCUCUCUGCCUCCCUCCGCCAUGGUGCGUUGGCUCGGGACUUCGCAUCCUCCCUGCUCGGCGCGCCGGCAUCCCUCAGCCGAGGGGCGUCGGUUACCGUGAGAGAGGCACCGCUCCCAGGGCCGGGCUAGCCCUGGCGCAGCAGGGGCGAUGAGGCACACGCUGCUACCGCUGACCUGUUGAAAGAGCCGGGGUCGCUGGGGUUUCCUUUGUCUUGGUCUUUUUUUGGUCGUGGUUUUUUUUUUUUUCUAUUUUUUUUUUUUUUUUGUCUUCUCGACGGGGGAAGUUUGCUCCCCAGACUGUGGCCCGGCUUCCUCCACACCCUUUCCUCCUCCUCUUCCUCCUUUUUUCCAGGAUCCGCCGCCUGCGGCCAGAAGUGAUUGCCCUCGUAAUCCCCCAGCCCCGACCCCAGCCCGGCCCAGCUGCCGCCAGCGCCGGAGCUGGGGACACCCCCUCCUCCCGCAGGAGCUCCCCGCGGGCUCCGGGCUCGCCCUAUCCCCGGUGCACCGCGGGCCGGCCGCGGCCGGAGCGGUGGGGCGGCCCCGGGUGGGCCGUAGCCCCUUGGUGGCGGGCUGCCGCGGAGGCUGCUGCCGCCGCGGGUCCCCGCGGGGGUGCCUCCGGGCUGCCGGGCCGCCACCAUGUCGAAAGUGGCGGCGGAAAGUUGCGGGGCGGCGCCGGCCGAGGACUUGUCCAAGGUGUCGGACGAUGAGCUGCUCAAGUGGAGCAAGGAGGAGCUGAUCCGCAGCCUGCGCCGCGCCGAGGCCGAGAAGAUGAGCGCGAUGCUGGACCACAGCAACCUCAUCCGAGAGGUGAACCGCCGCCUCCAGCUCCACCUCGGCGAGAUCCGCGGCUUGAAGGAUAUCAACCAGAAGCUGCAAGAAGAUAACCAAGAACUGAGAGACCUUUGCUGCUUUCUGGAUGAUGACAGACAGAAGGGCAAGAAGGUGUCCCGUGAAUGGCAGAGACUGGGCAGAUACAGUGCUAGUGUUAUGCACAAAGAGGUUGCCUUAUACUUACAGAAGCUGAAAGAAUUGGAAGUGAGACAAGAAGAAGUGGUUAAGGAAAACCUGGAGCUGAAAGAAUUGUGUGUGUUGCUGGAUGAGGAGAAAAGUGGUGGAGCAGGCAGCCGGAGCUCUAUUGACAGCCAAAUCAGCCUGUGCCAGUUAACCGCGACGAGUACUUACAUAAGAGAUGUCGGUGAUGGGAGUAGUACUUCUAGCACGGGAAGUACAGACAGUCCAGACCAUCAUAAACAUCAUCCAAGUACUAGUCCAGAACAUCUUCAAAAAACUCGGGGUGAAGGAAGCCCUGAGCAUCACAAACACAGGAAUAUCAGCCCAGAGCACCUGCAGAAGCCCAGGAGUUCUGGCAGUCCUGAUCAUCACCUGAAAGGACCAAGUCCAGAACAUCACAAAACCAUUGUCAAAGCACCUGAACAACAAAAGCACAGCAGCAGCAGUCCAGAAACUAUCCCAAAGCACGUUUUGAGUAGUAGCCCUGAACACUUUCAAAAGCAGAGGCCUGGUAGUAGCCCUGAGCAUCAAAAGCACAGCGGUGGCAGCCCGGAUCAUCUUCCAAAGCACACACCGAGUGGAAGUACAGAACACCUCCACAAAGUGAGGGGUACGAGCCCUGAGCAUCUCAAACAACACUAUGGAGGGAGCCCAGAGCACCUCAAACAUCUCAGUGGAGGCAGCAGAGAAGGUACCCUCAGGAGACAAGUAACAGAUGACCUGUCACCUCACCACAGAAGUAUAUACAAUGGAAUGAAUGCUCUCCAACCACCAAGACCAAAGGCUCUGCAGUCUUAACUAAACAGCAGAAGAUACCAGAAUCUAUGUCUCCUCCAGGUACAGGUGCUACGAACUUUUUGAUUUAUUCCUUAUUGUUGGAACUUGACAGCUGGUCUACUCUCCAAUCAAUAAUGCUGAAUGCUACAUUUUGACAGCUUGCAAUCACAGCAUAUGCAAAUAAUUUGGAGAACUAGGAGGACAAAAGCAUCCUAAGCAUAUUAAAAUAAAUCCUAAUUUCAGCAUUAAGACAUUGGUAUUUGCAUAUUUUACCUUCUUUAUGAAUGUAAUAAAAUGGAAAGAUUUCUUAACCUUUUGGAGCGUACUGAGAAGUUGUAUUCAGACUGAUAAAAAUGAAUUGCUGGAUUGCCUGACAGCAUGGAAGUGACUGAUCAGACUGUCUUGGAAGCUUGGAUCUCAGAGUUUUAUCCUCUCAAGUCACUCCAUCAUCCUGGUUUUGUCAAGAAUGAAUUCGAUAGUGCUAACUCCUUGUAUUGAUCACACUGCUGCAAGUACAUCCGGUUGUAGACCCAUAGAAUACUGAAAAGAUACUUGGGGAAGUACAAAAAGAGAUUUAGCACAAAAGGACUUGCUUGACCCUUUUUCAUGAUAACUCUACAACAAUCCAAAUUAAACAAAGGGUAUUGUACUUAAAUGACAAGUAACACUUAUGAACUGCCACCUGGAAAUGUGUACUUCAGGCACUGAAGCUAAGUUUCCUGGGCAACAUAUUCUAUUCCACCUCUGUUGCUUGAUGGUGUUUCUAUUUUAUUUUAUUUUUUUUUAACUGACCAAAUUGACAGAGUUGAUUCUGAUAUCAGUUUAGAAAAUGGAUAUUUGAAGGAUUAGUGAAGAAUGUUUGAAUGAGAAAUAAUUUGUUUGCUUUGAGAGCAAAAUACCUGUUGAAUUUGUCAAUAUGAAAAGAUCUAUACUUUAAGUGUAGCAACCCUUGGCUCUGUCUGCUUUGUGUUUCGUAGAGGUGCACUUAGCAGAUGUAUUUUUCAGUAAAUUGAUGUUAGAUAUUAAUCCUACAUGUCACUAAACCUAAUGUGAGAUUCUUGGAUAUUCAUUGUCCUUGUUACAGGAGAAACAGGGUGUUGACUGUGAAGAUGCAGUCAGGUGACACUUGCUCUCAAAUUUAACAUUUUUAAUUAAGUGCUUUUAAUACACCCAAAAUUUUGUUAGGUUUUAAUUGAUUUGUUCUUGUAGUGCUGCUCAGAAAUACAUCAUGAUGCAUAGGAAGCAAGAGGCUCUUGAAACUCAUGGGAAAGGAUCUGUAAUGGAAGAUGAAAGUGAUAGUAGAUUUUCACUGCCCAGAGUGAGAAAAAUCCAGAUAAUGUUUGUAUUCUGUUUAUUAGGAAAUGCUGUUUCCGAGGGAACCAGGAACAUCUGAAUUCCAAACACUGAGCCUCACUGGUCUGUGUUUUUACCUAUCAGCAUAGUAUUCAGGUGCUUCAGGAGUAUGAAUAGUCGUGCUAGUUAAAUGAUGUAUAAACCAGCCAGUUGGUUUACUCAUCUAGCUAACAUGACUGUUGAUACGGUGCUUACUAAGAGCUAAAUUUGUGUCCCAUUGUAUCUGGUGAAACACAGGGGAAAAGGUUCUUUGAGAGACAGUUUCUUCACUGCUCCAGAAGUCUGAUCAGGAAUCUGGAGAGGAUAAAGCUGAGAACAUUGUCAGUUUUAGCCACAUCCAGAGACAUUUGUUGCAUACAUAAAGAAACAUAUUUCAACAAACAGUUCUCUAUUUUUAAUGGUGUAAAUCAGAAGUAGCUCUUUGACCUACAGAUUGCAGGCCCAGUUCUUUUCUGCAUGUAAACACCAUCCCUUUAGCAGUCCAAAUAUAUUUCUGAUUCAGUGCUCAAGCCAGCGGCAAAUCUGUGGAGGUUCAGGGAUGUAUGAGGCUGUAAAUCUUGGCUUGGCACGAUGCUGACUAAGCUGUCAUCUGUGGCCCUGUCAGCUUUCAACUCCGUCGGGGCUCAUCCUCCAAGCCAUGCAAGAUGUGGCCUGGUAGCUGCGAACCAGUCAGCUGGGCUAGAGGCUGACUGUGUGGAGGUGUGAGAUUUUAGUGAUAGCUGGUCAGAUAAGGCUUGGUAUCAAUUUCAUUGCAUGCAAGUUUGCUAAUGCCUGUUCCCAUUGGGUGGGGAGUAUUCUCAGAGAGAUCUGAGCAUCCUCUGCCUUCCUCAAAAUCAAGGUGUGCUCCUCACUGCACAGGUGACUCUGGCUUUCUUCACCUUCUGGUAUGGCAUCGCUGCAGUGGGAUCAUCAGAUCUUGUAUCCUGUUAUCUUGCUCUGGUUUUGUGAAAACGUGUUUUUAAUUGUGUAUUGUGCAGAAAACUUAACUUAAUCCUCAAAACCACGAAGCCAAACUCUGAAAAACCCAAACCCAAGUAUUUAUCAGAUC